This is a messenger RNA of Arachis duranensis, 2842 nucleotides long. RefSeq names its product ADP-ribosylation factor GTPase-activating protein AGD3-like. Bases 98 to 2476 code for a protein of 792 amino acids. The transcript is spliced from 19 exons. Gene Ontology annotation, molecular function: protein binding; GTPase activator activity. NCBI's taxonomy places the organism in Eukaryota, Viridiplantae, Streptophyta, Magnoliopsida, Fabales, Fabaceae. Gene Ontology annotation, cellular component: cytoplasm. The record is from RefSeq and is a predicted model, not a curated record.
AAAAUUUAUCUGUCAUCAUCAGAUUCAUAAUCACAUUGCCAAAUUUACUUCCUUUGUUGAAGAAAUCAAAUCUUCAUUUCUGGAACCCAAAAUAAAAAUGCAUUUCGCAAAGCUCGAUGAUUCCCCCAUGUUCCGCCAGCAGCUGCAGUGCUUGGAGGAAAGUGCAGAAUCAUUACGCAUCAGAUGCUGCAAAUUUCACAAAGGAUGUCGAAAAUAUACGGAAGGAUUAGGAGAGGUAUAUGAAGGGGACGUGGCAUUUGCUACUGCCCUUGAAGAUUUUGGAAGUGGCCAUAAUGAUCCUCAUUUUGCUGCUUUAGGAGAACCUGUGAUGAGCAAAUUUACUACUGCUUUGAGAGAAAUCAGUACAUACAAAGAACUUCUUCGGUCACAGGUAGAGCAGAUGCUUACUGACCGGUUACAACACAUUAUGAAUGUUGAUAUCCAUGAAGUCAAGGAAGCUCGGAAGCGUUUUGACAAAGCUUCUGCUGUAUAUGAUCAGGCACGAGAAAAGUUUAUGUCACUGAAAAAAAGCACAAAGCCUGAUAUUGCCACUACCAUGGAAGAGGAAUUGCAGAAUGCAAGAACCUCAUUUGAAGAAGCACGUUUCAAUCUGGUUGUUGCUCUCAAUAAUAUUGAGGCCAAAAAGAGAUUUGAGUUCUUAGAGGCUAUCACUGGAAUCAUGGAUGCUCAUCUUCGAUACUUUCAACAGGGAUAUCAACUAUUACAUCAGAUGCAACCUUUCUUUAGCGAGAUUUUGGAUUAUGUACAGCAAUCAAGAGAAAGUUAUGAUGAAGAGCAGAUUUCUCUUUAUAAAAGAAUGGAAGAGUACAAAAAACGAGUUUAUCAAGAGAGUAGAAUGUCUUUAAAUGGCCCUUAUGGUUCUCCUAAUGGAGACUCUGUCCAUCCUUUUUCUAGGAUAUCAAAUGAAGUGGCUGAUGUAGUGAAGGAAUCUGCUGCAAAUGGAAAGGUUGAAAUCAUUAGACAAGGUUUUCUCUCAAAGCGAUCCUCUAAUUUAAGGGGUGACUGGAAAAGAAGGUAUUUUGUUCUUGAUAGUCGGGGAAUGCUAUACUACUAUCGCAAACCAUGGAAUGGUGGCACUGAAAAUGGUUCUGGGCUUCUAAGUCGAUGGCUUUCUUCUCAUUACCAUGGAGGUGUCCAUGAUGAAAGAUAUGCAGCACGUCACACAGUAAACCUGCUGACAUCCACAAUUAAAGCUGAUUCUGAUCAGUCAGAUUUAAGAUUCUGCUUCAGGAUUAUCUCACCAUCAAAGAACUAUACAUUGCAGGCAGAAAAUGCAGUGGACCAGAUGGAUUGGAUGGAAAAGAUAACCGGAGUCAUUGCAUCCUUGUUGAGCGUCCAGUCACUGGGAACGCCUCCCUGUGCUAAGCGAAAAACUGGAGACAGUGACACUGCUAAGAAGACUGAUGUGCCAGAAAGUUCUCUAGAUGAUGGUCACACCGUGACCGACAAGUCUGAAUCAAGGAAAUACACUACUCCCGGUAGCCAAUAUCGUACAUAUAAGAGUUUGCAGUUGCAAAGACACAAUAUGAAAAGUGAAAAGCCAAUUGAAUUUCUAAGAAGGGUGAGUGGAAAUGACAAGUGUGCAGAUUGUGGUAAACCUGAACCAGAUUGGGCAUCCUUAAACCUUGGCAUCCUUAUAUGCAUUGAAUGUUCCGGUGUUCAUCGUAAUCUUGGAGUACAUAUAUCAAAAGUAAGAUCAUUGACACUUGAUGUGAAAGUCUGGGACCCUUACGUCUUAGCCAUGUUUAAGACACUGGGCAAUUACUUUGCAAACUCAGUUUGGGAAGAGUUAGCUUCAAAGAGUACUUUGCAAACUGAUGAUAAUGCAUCUGUUGGUUCAUCCAAUGCCAGGGGAGACAAAGUAAAAAAACCGAAACCUGAUGAUUCUAUUUUUUAUAAAUAUCAAUUUCUAUUUUCUUUAUACUCUGAGAAAAUGUUCAUUUGCCGAACAAAAGAAAGCCACUCUGUCCAUUCUGUGGCAAAAAAAGUGUGGGAAAGCAUUUGUGCCAAUGACAUGAAAGCAGCGUACCGGCAUAUUGUCAAGUCAGGUGUGGAUGUCAAUGCCAUCACUGGCCACACAUUAUCUGAAGGUUCUUGCAACAUGACUUCAUCAGAUAAAUCAAACAUAUCAUCACCAUCUCAACGUGAAAAUCAGCUGAUGAAUGAGAACAUACAACUUGGUUCUGGUGUGCUUCACCUGGCAUGCAUCACUGCUGAUGCUGGUAUGGUGGAGUUGCUCCUACAAUAUGGUGCAGACAUUAAUGCUUGCGAUUCGAAAGGUCAGACACCACUUCAUUACAGUAUUACUGCAGGAAAUACUGAAGCUGCAAAAGUGCUACUUAUGAGGGGGGCCAAUUCAAAUGCUGCAGAUAAAGAAGGCAACACUCCUAUUAAGCUAGCAUCACAGUCCAACUCCAUUGACGCUGAAACCUUGGCUCUCUUGGCAAGAAGAUGACAUAUAUGACAACAAAAACUACCCUUAAGCAGUCAUUGAUUUUCCAUGUCUCAAGAUUAAAUCAAACCUAUAGUUUGAGUGCAAUGGAUAAAGGAGAAACGUAACUAGAACUAGCUAGCCAUGCAUAUAAAGUGAUGCAAAGGGGGCUGGAGUUGGACCACGAUAUAUACUUGAAGGAUGUGGGGCUACCACCAUCUCGGUGUCGCAGGCUCUACUCUCUUUGAACUUUUGAAAAUUGGAUCAUUAUCAUGAUCGUGUAACCAUGUCCAUAUGUAUUCUAAACGGGGUAUACGAAGAAGAGAGGCAGAAACUCACCUGCAGUCCACUGCAGGUGAAGUUGCUUUUGGAUGGCUGACAUGUGUUGCU